CGGGGCCCGGCGGGGGGCGUCCGAGCUGGGCGCCCUCCCCCGGCGCUGAGCCCCCGCGCCCCGAAGGGAUGGGGCGGGCGACUACGGCCGCCUAAGAUGCCGGCCAUGCGGGGGCUCCUGGCGCCGCAGAACACCUUUCUGGACACCAUCGCUACGCGCUUCGACGGCACGCACAGUAACUUCGUGCUGGGCAAUGCCCAGGUGGCGGGGGUCUUCCCCGUGGUCUACUGCUCAGAUGGCUUCUGCGAUCUCACUGGCUUCUCCCGGGCUGAGGUCAUGCAGCGGGGCUGUGCCUGUUCCUUCCUCUACGGGCCAGACACUAGUGAGCUCGUCCGUCAGCAGAUCCGUAAGGCCCUGGACGAGCACAAGGAAUUCAAGGCUGAGCUGAUCCUGUAUCGGAAGAGUGGGCUCCCAUUCUGGUGUCUCCUGGAUGUGAUACCCAUAAAGAAUGAAAAAGGAGAGGUGGCCCUUUUCCUGGUCUCGCACAAGGACAUCAGUGACACCAAGAACCGAGGGGGACCCGACAACUGGAAGGAGACAGGUGGUGGCCGGCGCCGAUAUGGACGAACAGGCUCCAAAGGCUUCAAUGCAAACCGGCGGCGGAGCCGAGCUGUGCUCUACCACCUGUCUGGACACCUGCAGAAGCAGCCCAAGGGCAAACACAAGCUCAAUAAGGGGGUGUUUGGGGAGAAGCCAAACCUGCCUGAGUACAAAGUAGCUGCUAUCCGGAAGUCACCCUUCAUCCUGCUGCACUGCGGCGCACUGCGGGCCACCUGGGAUGGCUUCAUCCUGCUCGCCACACUCUAUGUGGCCGUCACUGUGCCCUACAGCGUGUGUGUGAGCACAGCCCGAGAGCCCAGCGCUGCCCGUGGCCCUCCCAGCGUCUGUGAUCUAGCCGUGGAGGUUCUCUUCAUCCUUGACAUCGUACUGAAUUUCCGUACCACGUUUGUGUCCAAGUCAGGGCAGGUAGUGUUUGCCCCAAAGUCCAUUUGCCUUCACUACGUCACCACCUGGUUCCUGCUGGACGUCAUCGCGGCGCUGCCCUUUGACCUGCUACAUGCCUUCAAAGUCAAUGUGUAUUUUGGGGCCCACCUGCUGAAGACUGUGCGGCUGCUGCGGCUGCUGCGGCUGCUGCCACGGCUGGACCGAUACUCCCAGUACAGCGCUGUGGUACUGACCCUGCUGAUGGCUGUGUUCGCCCUGCUUGCCCACUGGGUGGCCUGCGUCUGGUUCUACAUUGGCCAGCGGGAGAUCGAGAGCAGUGAAUCCGAGCUGCCUGAGAUUGGCUGGCUGCAGGAGCUGGCCCGCCGCCUAGAGACCCCCUACUACCUGGUGGGCCGGAAUCCAGAUGGAGGAAACAGCUCUGUCCAGAAUGACAACUGCAGCAGCAGCAGCACUGAGGCCAACGGGACGGUGCUGGAGCUCCUGGGUGGCCCGUCCCUGCGCAGCGCCUACAUCACCUCGCUUUACUUCGCGCUCAGCAGCCUCACCAGCGUGGGCUUUGGCAAUGUGUCCGCCAACACGGACACAGAGAAGAUCUUCUCCAUCUGUACCAUGCUCAUUGGCGCCCUGAUGCACGCGGUGGUGUUUGGGAACGUGACAGCUAUCAUCCAGCGCAUGUACGCCCGCCGCUUUCUGUAUCACAGCCGUACCCGAGACCUGCGUGACUACAUCCGCAUCCAUCGCAUCCCCAAGCCCCUCAAGCAGCGCAUGCUCGAGUACUUCCAGGCCACCUGGGCCGUGAACAAUGGCAUCGACACCACUGAGCUGCUGCAGAGUCUCCCAGAUGAGCUGCGUGCAGACAUUGCCAUGCACCUGCACAAGGAGGUCUUGCAACUGCCCCUGUUUGAGGCGGCCAGCCGCGGCUGCCUGAGGGCCCUGUCCCUGGCCCUGAGGCCCGCCUUCUGUACACCCGGAGAGUACCUCAUUCACCAAGGCGAUGCUCUCCAGGCCCUCUACUUCGUCUGCUCCGGCUCCAUGGAGGUGCUCAAGGGUGGCACUGUGCUCGCCAUCCUAGGGAAGGGUGAUCUGAUUGGCUGCGAGCUGCCCAGGCGGGAGCAGGUGGUAAAGGCCAAUGCCGACGUGAAGGGGCUGACGUACUGCGUCUUGCAGUGUCUGCAGCUGGCAGGACUCCAUGAGAGCCUCGCACUGUACCCUGAGUUUGCCCCACGCUUCAGCCGUGGCCUCCGUGGGGAGCUCAGCUACAACCUGGGUGCUGGGGGAGGCCCUGGGGAGGCAGAUACCAGCUCCCUGAGCGGAGACAACACCCUGAUGUCCACACUGGAGGAGAAGGAGACGGAUGGGGAGCAGGGCCCUGCGGUCUCCCCAGCCACUGCUGAUGAGCCCUCCAGCCCCCUGCUGUCUCCUGGCUGCACCUCCUCAUCCUCGGCUGCCAAGCUGCUUUCCCCACGGCGAGCUGCACCUCGGCCUCGUCUAGGCGGCAGAGGGCGACCGGGCAGGGCAGCAGCGCCCAAGGCUGAGGCCGGCCCCUCUGCCCACCCACGGAGCCUAGAGGGACUUCGGCUGCCCUCCAUGCCAUGGAAUGUGCCUCCUGAUCUGAGUCCAAGGGUUGUAGAUGGCAUUGAGGAUGGCUGUGGCUCCGAUCAACCCAAGUUCUCCUUCCGAGUGGGGCAGUCUGGCCCAGAAUGUAGCAGCAGCCCCUCCCCAGGACCAGAGAAUGGCCUACUCACUGUCCCCCUUGGACCCAGCGAAAUGAGGAAUGCAGACACACUGGACAAGCUUCGGCAGGCGGUGAUGGAGCUGUCUGAGCAGGUACUGCAGAUGCGGGAGGGCCUGCAAUCACUCCGCCAGGCGGUGCAGCUGGUCCUGGUGCCCCACGGGGAAGGGUUGUGCCCAGCCAGCGCCUCUGGACUCUUGCAGCCUCUGUGUGUGGACACUGGGGCAUCGUCCUACUGCCUGCAGCCCCCAGCUGGCUCCGUCUUAAGUGGAACCUGGCCACACCCUCGCCCAGGGCCCCCUCCUAUCAUGGCACCCUGGCCCUGGGGCCCCCCAGCCUCUCAGAGCUCUCCCUGGCCUAGAGCCUCGACUUUCUGGACCUCCACCUCAGACUCAGAGCCCCCUGGAUCAGAACUCUGCCCCGAACCCAGCACCCCUGAGUCACCUCCCCCUUCUGAGGAAGGGGCUAGGACUGGGCCCCUCGAGACCAUGAGCCAGGCUGAGGCCACUAGCACUGGAGAACCCCCACCUGAGCCUGGUGGCCUGGCCUUGCCCUGGGACCCCCAUAAUUUGGAGAUGGUGCUUAUUGGCUGCCAUGGCUCUGGCACGGUCCAGUGGACCCAGGAAGAAGGCACUGGGGUCUGA
Messenger RNA from Chrysochloris asiatica (Cape golden mole), 3321 nucleotides. It is a transcript of the gene KCNH3, whose product is annotated as potassium voltage-gated channel, subfamily H (eag-related), member 3. Bases 97 to 3321 code for a protein of 1074 amino acids. Gene Ontology annotation, molecular function: voltage-gated potassium channel activity. Gene Ontology annotation, biological process: regulation of membrane potential; potassium ion transmembrane transport. Lineage: Eukaryota; Metazoa; Chordata; Mammalia; Afrosoricida; Chrysochloridae. The transcript is spliced from 15 exons. Gene Ontology annotation, cellular component: membrane. The record is from RefSeq and is a predicted model, not a curated record.